This is a messenger RNA of Panicum hallii, 1891 nucleotides long. Its product is annotated as alpha/beta hydrolase domain-containing protein 17C-like. The transcript is spliced from 6 exons. Lineage: Eukaryota; Viridiplantae; Streptophyta; Magnoliopsida; Poales; Poaceae. The record is from RefSeq and is a predicted model, not a curated record. The coding region runs from base 215 to 1369 and encodes 384 amino acids.
UUUCGCAUUAACAAACCACCCCGCCCGCCGCUCCGCUCCGUUUCCCCUUUCCCCUCCGAUCGCGGCGGCAGCUUCCGCGAAAGCCUCCACUAAAAAACCGAGCUCGCCACGCCGCGCCGCGCCGCGCGCAUCUCCUCCUCGAGUCCCACCACCUCCGCCUCCCGGAGCCCCUACUCGCUCCUAGCUCCGGCGCAGGCGCGGGCUCCAGCUCCCGAUGGGCGCCGUGGCGUCGACGGUGGCGGCGCGGUUCGCGUUCUUCCCGCCGACCCCGCCGUCGUACGGGGUGGAGCCGCCGCCGUCGCCGGAAGCGGCGGCGGCGGACUCCGAGGUGGUGGAGCUCAGCGGGGUGCCCGUGUCGCGGGGCCGCGGCGUGGAGGCGCGCCGGCUGCCCACCAAGCGCGGCACGGAGGUGGUGGCCAUGUACGUGCGCCAGCCCGGGGCGCGCCUCACGCUGCUCUACUCCCACGGGAACGCCGCCGACCUGGGGCAGAUGUACGAGCUCUUCCUCGAGCUCAGCACGCACCUCAACGUCAACCUCAUGGGUUACGAUUAUUCUGGGUACGGACAAUCAUCUGGGAAGCCAAGUGAGCAAAACACUUAUGCUGAUAUAGAAGCUGUCUAUAGGUGUCUUAUUGAAACAUAUGGAACCUCUGAGGAAAACAUCAUUUUAUAUGGUCAAUCAGUUGGAAGUGGCCCUACUUUGGAUUUAGCAUCCCGUUUGUCUCAUUUGCGAGCAGUUGUACUACAUAGCCCAAUUUCAUCCGGUUUAAGAGUGAUGUAUCCUGUGAAACAUACAUAUUGGUUUGAUAUAUAUAAGAACAUUGACAAAAUUCCUCUGGUCAAAUGUCCUGUGUUAGUAAUCCAUGGUACAGCUGAUGAGGUUGUUGACUGUUCUCAUGGGAGGACACUUUGGGAGCUAUCUAAAGUGAAGUAUGAGCCUCUGUGGGUCAAAGGGGGGAACCACUGUAAUUUGGAGCUAUAUCCAGAAUACAUUAAGCACCUGAAAAGGUUUGUUACAGCGAUAGAGAAAUCACCACGAGUGAAAGAUGAAUCUCCGGAGUGUUCAGGUCCUUCAGAUCCUAGUGAAACUGGAUCCGAAGGUGCAGAGAGCUCAAGGAGAAGCACAGAUAUUAGGGACAAACCGAGGUCAAGCAUUGAUCAUAGACCAAGCACAGAUCGACGGGAGAAACCGAGGGGCAGCAUAGACCGUAGAGAUAAAAGCAGAAAAAGCAUGGAUCAACCUGACAAACCACGAGCGAGCGUGGAUCAACCUGACAGGCCACGGAAAAGCAUUGACCGAUUUGGAGGGAUGAUGAGAUCAGUCAAAUUGUGCAACAUUGACUGUUUCACUGCAGCUUCUGGGAGCUGAAAGUAACGGGAGGUUAGUGCCUGGUAGAAAUCUGUAUGUAAUACAUUUUGUAUACUUCAUUCAAUUGGGUGUUUUUAGUGUGACUGGAAAAGGUGUAUUGGUUUGAAUGAGGUUUUGUAUUUUUUUUUUCCUUGAAUUGUUUCUUGAAAGGAAACAACCAUCGCUCCCCAACCCCUUCCUGUUUUCUGGAAGUCAUCCACUUCUCAACUGAUGAAAUCCGAAGAAAAGCCGCUCCGCAAGGCAACGAGGAUAACUGGUUUUGCAUAACUGUAAAUAGUUGUACUAUUACAUUUUUUUUUUGUCCACAGAGACGCGCUCAUACAUUUUUAUUGAACUUUAACUGCGUCUUCAUUUUUCCUCUGUGUCCAAAUACAUUCUCUUGAGAUGUGGCUUUCUGUUACUACUGUCAUGUACUCAUGUAAUACCAUGGUAAGCAAGCCACAGUGCCACACUUGACUACCUUGAUUGACAUGUGAUGAACUUGGAAACUGAUCAUGAAUGAAGGAUUACCUUUCACCUUUA